Messenger RNA from Telopea speciosissima, 1811 nucleotides. Its product is annotated as DNA polymerase lambda. Gene Ontology annotation, molecular function: DNA-directed DNA polymerase activity; DNA binding. NCBI's taxonomy places the organism in Eukaryota, Viridiplantae, Streptophyta, Magnoliopsida, Proteales, Proteaceae. The transcript has 15 exons. The record is from RefSeq and is a predicted model, not a curated record. Gene Ontology annotation, cellular component: nucleus. The coding region runs from base 234 to 1739 and encodes 501 amino acids. Gene Ontology annotation, biological process: double-strand break repair via nonhomologous end joining.
AAAGGAAGGAAGAAGAAGGAACUCUCUCGUUCUCCAGAGCAACCGGGAAUGUUCGAGGGGAUGGUGGUCUUCUUGGUUGAAGCUGAAGUACAGCCACGCAGAUUGCAGACAGAGCCUUCAUGUGCCUUCUGUGAUCCUUUACUAGGAAAAGCAUUGUUAUUGCUGUUUUGGUUUUGCACGUUGAAAAAGAAGGAACCUUCUCAUUGUAGAUAUGGAAACAGAAGCUGGUGCAGAUGGGAGCUACCAUUGAGGAUCGCCUUUCAAAGAGGGUUACUCAUAUUUUUGCCAUGAACUCCAAAGCCCUUCUAAACCAAGUGGAUAGGUAUUGGUUGACGCGUUUUAGAGUGAGUUUACUCCUUUACCAGUGGCUGGAGGAAAGCUUGAGAUUAGGAGAAAAGGUGCCUGAGGAUUCAUACAAUCUAAAACUGGAGUCUGAAGUGGGGGAGGAGGAAAAAUCUUUGGAGGCAAUCUCAUCUGAACCAGCAAAUGACAACAAUUCGGGUGGUGGUAAACCUUCCCCUCGCAAAAAAAUAAAAAAUUCUCCCGGGGAUUCAAAUGUUGCAAGUCUAGUGAGUGGGGAAGAUAAUCGAAAAGGUCCUGGAGACGAGGCACCAACUACUACUGGAGGUUCUGAUGACUCCACUCAGUAUACACCAAGUCCAGAAAAUUAUAGUCAAUAUAUUCCUGAUACUUCAAAUAAGGAUAUAAGUUCUUCAGAGUUAUCCCUGGCCUAUAGUCCACCUGAUUUAAAUAGGAAUAUCACGGAGAUAUUUGGAAAACUUGUCAACAUAUAUAGAGCCCUAGGUGAUGACAGGAGGUCUUUUAGUUAUUCCAAAGCUAUUCCAGUGAUUGAGAAGUUAUCUUUCAAGAUUGAAAGCGUUGAUCAGGUCAAACACCUGCCCUCAAUUGGGAAGUCAAUGCAGGACCACAUUCAUGAGAUAGUGACUACUGGCAAGUUGUCGAAGUUGGAGCACUUUGAGACAGAUGAAAAGGUGCGGACAAUCUCUUUGUUUGGGGAAGUUUGGGGUGUUGGUCCAGCUACUGCUCUGAAACUCUAUGAGAAAGGACAUCGCUCACUAGAUGAUCUGAAGAAUGAGGAUUCCUUAACAAAUGCACAGAAGUUAGGGUUGAAAUAUUUUGACGAUAUCAAGAAGAGAAUUCCACGUCAUGAGGUUCAAGAAAUGGACUCUCUUUUACAGAAAGCUGGAGAAGAUGUUUUGCCCGGGGUAGUUGUUGUAUGUGGAGGAUCAUACAGACGUGGAAAGGCUACAUGUGGUGAUCUGGACAUUGUAAUUACACAUCCUGACGGCAAAAGUCAUAAAGGAUUUUUAACGAAAUACAUGAAGCAUCUGAAAGAUAUUGGUUUUUUAAGGGAGGAUUUGAUCUUUAGCACUCACAGUGAGGAGGAUCCUGAUUCAGGGGUUGACACAUACUUUGGUCUUUGUACAUAUCCUGGUCGAGAAUUACGACAUCGAAUUGACCUCAAGGUGUACCCAAAGGAUAUAUAUGCAUUUGGAUUAAUACAUUGGACAGGAAAUGACGUACUCAAUAGGAGGUUAAGGAUACUUGCAGAUUCGAAAGGCUACCGGCUUGAUGAUACAGGGCUCUUUCUGGCCACUCAGGGUUCUGGAGGGAAACGGGGUGCAAGAGCUAGCACAAGUUUGAGCUUUAAAACAGAAAAAGAAGUGUUUGAUUUCUUGGGAUUUCCUUGGUUUGAACCUCAUGAAAGGAAUUUGUAAAUGGACUGAGUAAUAUAUUUUGUAUGUAUAUUGGCGUCCUUGUAAAGCAGAAAGUUCAUCUGGUUUUUGUAG